Messenger RNA from Ramularia collo-cygni, 1755 nucleotides. RefSeq lists its product as uncharacterized. The coding region runs from base 1 to 1755 and encodes 584 amino acids. Lineage: Eukaryota; Fungi; Ascomycota; Dothideomycetes; Mycosphaerellales; Mycosphaerellaceae. The record is from RefSeq and is a predicted model, not a curated record. The transcript has a single exon. Gene Ontology annotation, molecular function: protein binding.
AUGACAUCUAUUACCCUCAACACGUUGCCGGCAGACAUUCUGCUCCUCAUCUCAAAAUAUCUGGACUCAACAAUGCUGUUGAACUUGGCGCUGGUCGACAAGCAAAUCUAUGCCUCUGCCUGCCAGACGAUGUUCCGCUCGAUAACGCUGAAAGCUGCAAACCUACGGGCGGAYAUCGAUACGUGGGGCCAUAUUCUACUGCGAAACUCGGCCAUGGAAGUUGUUCGCCACUUGCGUGUUGAUGGCGGACCAGAAGCCGUUGAACACUUCCCAUCAUCUAAAGACGAAGCCUCGGAGACGGACUUCACGCCAUUAUUGGCGUUUCUCAACAAGCUGUCUGCCUUGACAAGAAUUACUUGGACGUGCGUUUCCCAAUUCCCAGAGGCCAUCCUAGACGCCAUCCACCAUCGCUUUCCAUCUUGCCAAGUUCACCUGGAUAAGCUCCGACUGUAUAGUGUUUUCGAUACCUCUCUCCACGCGUACGAAGAGCGAUUGCUAUCAUCUCCCAAUCUCCAUACCGUUCGUUGUGGAAUCAAUAUAGGCCACGACAAGGUCUUUUUGCGAGUGUUGAGUUUAGCCCGCAAUAUCAAGAACCUCGACCUCAACAAUGGCAAAGACUGUGUGGUGCUUCCAAAGGCAUAUCUUGAAAUUCCACAAGACUCACCUUGGUUACUCGCCAAGGGCCCUCCGAGCCAUCUUGAAAGUCUGGUUUAUCCGGGCUCCCUAGAUCUGGUUACAUUGACCAUGUGGAUGAAUGCCAUAGACACAACCACCCGGCUUCGUAAUUUGGUCCUGGAAAACAUUUGGGGUCAUAAGGCCCGACCUGACUCCUUCGAAUACAUGCGGCAAAUGUGCGACUUCAGAAUGCUCGACAAGCUUGAUCUACAUGUCCCCACAACAAGCAGCGAUGUCGAUGAGAAUGCCUUGGCUGUAGCCGCCCGAUCCUUUCUCUGUAGCCUACGGCCACUCUCUACACUCACGCUCUCUGGUGAUUUGGAUUACACACUGCUGAGACUAGUACUCGAACAUCAUGGUCAAAAGCUGCGAACUUUGAAUCUAAAUCCAUCAGUAGGAAACAUAUAUCCCGACGGGAUUUAUCUGAACCGUGUCGCAGGUACCUCCCAAGAACUGUCUCUGCUACUAUCGCAUUGUCUACUUCUAAAAGAAUUAUCAAUCCCCAUCCCACGCACAUGCGGUGACAAACAUGAGACAGCUAUUUAUAGCGUAAUAGGUUCGCUACCUCGUCUACAAAACGUCCAUAUCAUCCUCGAUGCCAGAAACCCAGCCUACUUCGAAGAGCCAGAAUUAUGGGACGAAGAAGAAAUACCCACUGCCACAGAUUUCGAUAAUUGGGACAAUGAAUUCUUAGGCAACUGGGCGCCUGAGCAAGGGCUUGGGCCACGAAAAGGUUCCACUCGCAAAGCAUUCAUCAAUAGCGCCAUCGACGAGAUUCUCGUACAGAGGAUUUUCGAAAUCAUCGAUGCUGCUAAGCCUGAAUGUUCGUUGUCUCUAGAGGAAGUAUCUUUCACGGCCCUUCCUGGCGGAUACACAGGCGAUGGAGUGACGUCUGUUGGUAUCGUUGAUGUUUGUGACAUCAUGGCAAAACAUUGGAUUGUGCGUCGUAAUCCUAGGGAUGAUAAAAGGGACCAAAUUGAUUGUAUGGAAUGGUCUGGUGAUUUUUCUAGAUUUGAGACCCGGGAAGCCAGAAGGGGUAUUUCGAGAGAUGAAGGAUAUUUUGAGUGGGAUUGCGGAUGA